AUAACAGUGAAAGAGUUCAAAGAGAAAAUUGCAAAUUCAGUGGAUAUCCCAGCAAACUUACAAAGGUUGAUUUACCAGGGACGAGUCUUGGUGGAUGAGAAGAAACUAUCUGAGUACAAUGUAGACGGGAAAGUGAUACACUUAGUUCAGCGGCCACCGCCGUCAGCAACUAGAGCAUCAGCAAAUAGGACACAGACAACUACGUCAUCAAGUACACCUACGACAACGCGAGAGAGUAUAGUGCGUAUUGUACAGCAGGUAGUAGGCGGGAUGGGUGAUGUUGGAAGGAAUGCUCGGGUCACAUCAAGGCAAUCCGCUGAUGGCUCUGCAGUGGAUGUGCACAUUAAUCUAGGUCAGAUUGCCGCGCCACAACUACUUAGUGAAUCUCAACAACGAGUUGUACAUGUACGAAGAAUGAUUCAACAAGCAAAUGAAAUUAUUGACAGACUUGAGUACACUCCAAGCAGACGUGGCUCUGGUGACAGACCGUCAAGUACUAGAGGGAACGGUACAACAGAAAGCAUGGAUACUACCACUUCGGAUACCACAGCCUCCUCGGGUACCGCUUCUACGACUGCCACUACCACUACAAGCAGUGGAAGUACAAGUCCAAGAUCAUUAACUAGUUCUUUGCUUUCACAAAUAACAUUAGGCUUGAAUCAUCCCAACGUUGGAACAAUGGCUGAUUUGGUAGAUGAAAUGGCUACAUUACACAACCGCUUACGGCCACAUUUAGACAGAUUUCAACAGCUUAUGAGACAAGACCCUAGUUUUACUGGGAAUGAGAAUGCUGUACGUUCUGCCCAGAGAGAUUGUAAUUUAGUGACUGAAAUAUUGCACUAUAUCAGCCAUGCUUACCACAGCAUGUCAGACUGUAUGGUAGAUUUCAUGACACCGUCACCACGGAUACUAAGAGCGCCGCCAACACCUGCGUUUCAGAUGUUACAGCAGAGUGCACGUGGAGCUAUGUUGCCCAAUGGGAAUGUAACCACGACAGAUGCAACUUUAGGAGCAAGAAUGUCAACUGGGAUGGCAUCGGCAGCAGCACCAGUAUCAACAUCAUCAGUAACAUCAACUAGCAGUUCGCAGACCACACCGUCACCACCAACAUUUAUUAACAUUGGUCAGCAACGAAUGGGUAAUCCUAGUGGUACUGGAUCAACAACUGUCGGUCCACUUCCUCCUGGUUCUAAUACCACUGGCAGUUCUAUAAUGAUGAUACCUAUUGCCCAUAGCAUACAGGUGGUGAAUCUCAGUAACAGGACAGUCUCCAACACUUCGACAAGUAGCACAACAACAUCCACAAGACCAUCUGCUACUAACCUGGCAUCCGGUACUUUUGGACCAGGUGCGUUUUUGAGACCUGGGGCAUAUUAUGCCACUCUUGGUGGUAGCGGUGGCACUGGUGGUGGCAACAUCAGCAGCAGCACUGGUGGUGGUGGUGGCAACGGCGGUGGAACUGGUGACGGUGGACCUGACAUUGACGAUGAAGGGGGUUUAUCCGAUGAAUUUCUGCAGUCUUUAGUGGAAUCUAUUGAGAGCACUGGUGCAACUGUUCACAGUGUAACGCCUGGUAGGAGGCGUACUCCUGCAAAUACAACUACGUCCUCCUCCACAUCCUCUACAACAGUUCAAUCGAGUCCAACUAGCACGUCAUCGUCGACUGCGACAACUGUUCAGUCAACAUCAAGCACCACAUCGUCUACAUCCUCACCUGGGUCACCGUUUUCGGGAAGACGUCAGAUUCCUGUGGCCAAUUUCCUUGGACUGAAUAUCCAUCGUGAUCCAUUCUUACCUUGCUCAUCACGUCACUUCUUCUUACGUGAACCACCAGCACAGCCUGCGACUACAGGCUCUGCAACUUCUGCAAGACAGACACAACCAGCAACAACCAGUGGCCCAACAUCAACUCCAACUCCACCAGCACCAUCCUCGCUUCAAGGAGAAGAUCAGCUGGCUGAUAUGAUUGGUAAUUUAGUUGGCUCUCUCAUAAAUCAGCAUAAUCCCUAUUUACAACCACAUCCACCGAAUGAAGUUAAUGAUAACAAUAACACUACUUCUGCCACAACUGCAUCUCGUACUACUGCAUCUCCUACUACAAGUACUAAUACUACAACUACAACUGCUGCUUCGUCGGCAGCAUUGGAUACUUCUAGUACCGGUGAUGAAGUUGUUGACGGUAUGUUAAACCGCUUCAGAAACUCAAUUGGGGCUAACGUUUCAGACAAUCCGUUUGUCCAGUUGUUUAGUACCAGCGGUGCUGCUUCUCGUGCAGGCAGUAGCAGACACGGUGUUCAAACAUCGCCAUCAGAUCAUGCGUUUUUCACUGUAGCGCGUGGUCUAGAAGAACAGAUGCGUCAAGCAUCGGAAGGUCGUGAACAAUUUGAAAGCAUAGAGGACUUCAUGAAUAGUAUGGGUUCGGCAGUUACUACAAGUCGUCCUGGUUUUUUCAAUGAUGUGUUCCAGUUCAUUGGCAGAAGUUUUUCAUUUCAUGAUGUAGUUACUCUUUAUGUGGGUCAAGCUGAUGUUCUGAACAGAGUGCGUCCGAACUUAACACAAUUUGUAAACGAGCAUAUACUGGAUGGAAAUGAAGCCACUGAGGAUAAUAUACAGAGUUCUGUUAAUAAAUUGGUAGAACAAUUACAAAUUGAAAUGGCUGAUGAGAUGAAUCGCUUGUCAACUGUGGAUGAUAUUGACUUGCUAGCAACCAAUGGAGAAUUCCUAAGGGUUGUCUUAACUAGAUUAAUCAAACUAGCUACAGAUUCAUCAGUUUCUAAUGAACAGUUUUCAAAUACAUUUUUGAAUAUGACUACACGAUAUAUACAUGAAUGGUUUGCUUUAAAUAUAUCCUGUUUAGAAAACGGUAGACAAGGAUUAGAAGAUAUGUUACAACAUAUAACUAGGUCAAUAAGCUCUGGUAUGAAUACUAGGGUAAUUGCUUGGAUAACUUCUAUGGUGUCUCAGAAUGUGCAGUCAUUCACAGAAGAACUUCAGGUCAGACCAGAGGAAGUCACAUGCUAUAUCAAGAGGAAAGCCCCUCCAGUUGCAGUAGAAACCAGUGCAUGUGAGGAAACAGUUUCCAUGGCAAUAUCUGAUGAUGUGAGCAGUUCAACUGAUAAGAUGGAGACAGACCAGAUUUCAUCAGAUACAACAAAGAUGGAGGUUGAAGAUGACGCAGCUGAUGUGUCAGAAGAAGUACCCCCUCUAGCGGCAGCUGCAUCACCUCCAUCCAUGGAAGAGAAUGGUGUUGAUAAAGAAGCUGAUUGGCAGAGUGUUGUUCCUGCUGACUGGGUGCCGGUAAUCAACAACGACAUCGUACGUCAGCGGCGCCAAGCACCACAACCACCAAUGAGUGAUGCAUAUCUUAGUGGGAUGCCACCCAAGAGAAGGAAGUUGAUGAAGCCAGGGCGUCCUGUUGGGGGAGUAGAAGAUAUUUUACCAACUACUUUACAGCGUGCAAUUGAAGCGGCUAAUGUUGAACCGUUAACAAGCAUGGAGGAAGUUACCGAAGAAGUUCGUGAUAAUCCAGAUUUGCAUGCAGCCUAUGAACACCAAAUUAAAAACACCAUUCAAAGACGAUUACAGCAAGAUAAAGAUUUUGAUCCGCACAAAUACCCCAAGACUGAUAAAUAUUUCAACCGUGAUGAAAAUUGACAUUAAUCUUUCACACAAACAACCCUUACCCCCCACCCUUUCCUGAUUUACAGAAUGGCUACUAUUGUGUUGAUACUGAAUAACGCUUGAUCCACCAAUACUGUGCCCUGUAACAUGAAUAACAUAAUCUGCAAUAUUAAAUGUUGGCGUUUGAAGUAUUGCUUUCUCUUAGCAACAUGAUUAAUGCCUGGUGCCCAAUAGUAAUUUUUCUUGGGCUUGUCUACAAUAACUUUUGGGUUCCAAUUUGUACUACGGAUAAUGCAGGCAGCUAUGUCUGUGAUUGGAAGUCAUUGCAUUCAUUAUACAGUAUUCUAUACAUAUGAGCAAAUAGCUCUCAAAGCCCUAAAAACACCAGGUAAACGGUGGUUGCAAAAAUGUUAAAACUUUGCUCUGCUGGUUGCAAAAAUGAUGAAACAGUGCUUUGCUAGUUGCAAAAAUGUUAAAACUUUGCUCUGCUGGUUGCAAAAAUGAUAUCAAUUAUUGCCUGAGCAGUGAUUCAGUAUGCAGAACAAGUUGGACAAUCGCAGAACUUAUUUCAGAUUUAAAUUAGUGGCAAGUUGCAUUUGGAUAGAUAUACACCUGCUGGCCCCUAAGGUUUUGACAUUUACCUUCCCAUUCUUCAAUUCACAGUACGUCUCAUACAUGUGAUAGGUGGAAAUCAUAGCUAGACCAAACAUUGCCAAUUUUUUUCCAGCCUGUGCUAAUGAAAGCCACUAAAAAUGCUUGGUGGUGCUAUGCAUACUGCAAAGGAUUUGUUGUACAUAACACAUGGCAAUUCGGUCAUCUAGACGAAUCAUAUUCAUGAGACAUCUAGUAAGACUGUUCAUGUAUACAACCUGAUAUAUGACAAUAUCUUGUUUACUUUUAUAGCCACCAUUACCGUAGUUUAAAUUGCAUGUAAUGUUUCAACAAAGCGGAUGGAUUAUCUUGUAUUUUUACCAUUGCUUGGUCAGCAAUGUGACCUUUGUACAUAAUCCUUCUGUGUGAUUUAUUUGUAAAUUUCUUAUUUAUGUCUCCUAUUAAUACAUUAUGGUGUUAAGUUUGUUUUAUUUUUGUUUCUACAUGAUUUAUUUCAUUUGUUCCUCUCUUCCUCCCACUUCAGUGAAAAUCUGCUGUUCGAUGGGUUGUAUUUGUCUGAUUUUAUGUUUCGAUACUGUUACCAUAAAACAAAUUACCCAGAUUCUUGUGUUUUUGAGGCUAGUCUAUCAGUCACACUGUAUUCAAAUUCGCUUUCCACAGUUUGAUAUGCAGAUUACAUCAGACCAUGUUGGGUUAAUAUGGUUAAUAAUUUAUUAUAUUGUAUAUGGGUGGCUAUUUACUGUCUUCUGCACUGCCACGAUUGUGAUGUAUUAUGAGAACCUGUUAUUCAUUGCUUUAAUAUCUUUUGGCAAUGGUGAGCAGUCUACAUGUUCCUUCCAAAUAAAUAGGAUUGCUUCUUACUCGCAUGUAAAUCUAGGUCGAUGCUUGCAGAUAAUUCAUAUUCUACAGCUUGAACAUUGUGUAUUUGUAAUGAUGCAUUUAUGAGGUUAAAAUAAUUCAUUUCAUGAUUGCGUUUUUGUUGAUGAAUACUGUAUCAACCCCCAUCAGAUUCUGUUUACAGUCAAUUAUACAUGAAAAAGUUGAGGAUUGUUUUUAUUUUACAUUUUGUUUUUACACAUUUGGUGGAAAAAAAAGACUAUUGAAUAAAUUAAUACAUUUAAAU
Messenger RNA from Saccoglossus kowalevskii, 5356 nucleotides. RefSeq names its product large proline-rich protein BAG6-like. Gene Ontology annotation, biological process: ERAD pathway. Lineage: Eukaryota; Metazoa; Hemichordata; Enteropneusta; Harrimaniidae. Gene Ontology annotation, cellular component: BAT3 complex. The record is from RefSeq and is a predicted model, not a curated record. Gene Ontology annotation, molecular function: polyubiquitin modification-dependent protein binding; misfolded protein binding.